AUGAGCAGUCAAAUCUUGACGUCGCGCCAAGCUGACGAACUGCACAAGGCCAUUGUUGCAUAUCUCUCCUCUAGCAACCUGAACAACACCGCCGAGGCCUUGCGCCAGGAACUCAACCUUGGCGACACGUUUGACGCCAAUACUUCCAAGAAAUAUGAGGGGCUUCUCGAGAAGAAAUGGACGAGUGUCGUCCGUCUGCAGAAAAAGAUAAUGGAUCUAGAGGCACGGAAUGCUAGCAUACAAGCCGAGCUCGACAACGCAACCCCAACUUCUCUAGCUCGCCGAAGUCAAGACCCUUCCAGCUGGCUGCCUAGGUCGCCCGCCAGGCAUACUCUGCAGUCGCAUCAGAAGCCCAUAACCUGUAUCGCCUUCCAUCCUGUCUUCUCGACCUUGGCUUCAGGCUCGGAAGACUAUACUAUCAAAAUCUGGGAUUGGGAAUUGGGCGAACACGAACGCACCAUCAAGGGUCACACCAAGGCCGUUCUGGACGUUGACUUUGGCGGUCCCCGGGGAGGGACGCUGCUGGCUUCGUGCUCAAGCGACCUGACCAUCAAGCUGUGGGAUCCCUCCGAUGAUUAUAAGAAUAUCAAGACGUUGCCCGGCCACGACCACAGUGUAAGCGCUGUGCGCUUCAUCCCUUCGGGCGCAGCUGGCGCCCCCUCGUCUAGCAAUCUUUUGGUUUCUGCCUCGAGGGACAAGACCCUUCGCAUCUGGGACGUCACGACUGGCUACUGCCUCAAAACCAUCCGGGGCCAUGCUGAUUGGGUCAGGGACGUGUUCCCUUCCUUUGACGGUCGCUUUCUAUUGUCGUGUGGAACCGAUCAGACUGCAAGGCUAUGGGACAUAUCGCUGACCAACCCGGAGAGCAAGGUCACUUUUAUCGGGCAUGAAAAUGUGAUUGAGUGCUGCACCCUGGCCCCACCGGCUUCAUACCAAUACCUUGCCAAAAUUGCCGGCCAGAAAACCCCUCCUGCAUCUGCCAGCGCAGAAUUCAUGGCAACGGGUUCGAGAGACAAGACGAUCAAGCUGUGGGAUGGUCGAGGAAACUGCAUAAAGACCCUGGUCGGACAUGACAACUGGGUGCGCGCGGUGGUAUUUCAUCCCGGAGGCAAAUAUCUUUUCAGCGUGGCCGACGACAAGACACUACGAUGCUGGGACCUGAGCCAGGAGGGCAAAAUGGUCAAGAACCUGGACAAUGCCCAUGGCCACUUCAUAUCAUGCCUCCGAUGGGCCCCUGUCCUGAUUAAGGAGCCGACCGUGAACGGAAGUGGUGACGCACCAAACGGCAAAACAGCCAACGGCUCUUCCUCCAAAGCAGGCGCCGCACCAGAAGUGCAGAUCCGAUGUGUUAUUGCCACGGGUAGCGUGGAUUUGAACGUCAGGAUCUUUGCCAAUUGA
Molecule: messenger RNA, 1398 nt
Organism: Pestalotiopsis fici W106-1
Lineage: Eukaryota; Fungi; Ascomycota; Sordariomycetes; Amphisphaeriales; Sporocadaceae
Product: Nuclear distribution protein pac1-1
Exons: 3
Coding region: 1-1398 (465 amino acids)
Biological process (GO): microtubule organizing center organization; nuclear migration; vesicle transport along microtubule
Cellular component (GO): kinetochore; microtubule associated complex; cytoplasmic microtubule
Molecular function (GO): dynein complex binding; microtubule plus-end binding
Source: RefSeq, a predicted model, not a curated record